Messenger RNA from Culex quinquefasciatus (southern house mosquito), 2124 nucleotides. RefSeq lists its product as uncharacterized. The record is from RefSeq and is a predicted model, not a curated record. The coding region runs from base 1 to 2124 and encodes 707 amino acids. Lineage: Eukaryota; Metazoa; Arthropoda; Insecta; Diptera; Culicidae. The transcript is spliced from 5 exons.
AUGACACCGAGGCAAUUGUCGACGCAGCAGACAGUUUAUCCGUACCCUCCCAACCUAUCUUGGCCUGCGUUUCAUCCCAACCAGCUGACGGUGCCUUCCGUAUACCAGUACAUGCCGCAGUACAGUCGAAUGCCAGAGUACAGCAACAUUCAACAAUCGACAAUGAACGUUGGAGGCAUUAAUACCACUAUCGCCAACUACGCCCUCGCAAUCUCUUCCGCCUCAUACGACCUGUACGCAAUAACUGAGACGUGGUUGACUUCUGCUACUCUGUCUAGUCAAAUUUUCGGUCCCGAAUAUGAAGUAUUCCGUGGAGAUCGAACAGCCUCGAACAGCUGUAAAGGAUCAGGCGGAGGAGUCCUGCUUGCCGUCCGCUCGAACCUAAAGCCACGCCAAUUGUUCCCUCCAGAUUGUACCGUUCCGGAGCAAGUCUGGGUUGCAGUUCCACUCGCUGCAUCCACGAUGUUUGUAUGUGUUAUCUACAUUCCUCCCAAAUUUGAUAACGAAAAGCCGCUGUUCGAUCAGCACAGACACUCCUUGACGUGGAUAGUUUCCAAGAUGAAAGCGAACGAUAGUCUUAUGGUGCUAGGUGACUUCAACUUCCCAGCCAUUCGCUGGACGCGCACACCGACGGACAAACUGAUUCCAAACUUAGCCCUCACUCCGACCAAUGAGUUAAAGCACAAACUCCUGGAUGAGUAUUCUACCGCAAACCUUAGCCAACUGAACGACAUGUGCAACAACUCAAGCAACGUUCUUGACCUAUGCUUUGCCAGCUCUGGGACACCGAUCAACUUUACCCUUCUACCAGCUCCUCUGCCUUUGGUGAAAGACGUGCGCCACCACUUUCCGUUUCUUGUUUCCAUUUCCUGUACGACGCUCGAUUUUCGUGAUGUUGCUGGUAAUACGUUCAUGGACUAUCGUAAGGGAAACUACGAUGGCAUGAACAACUUCCUGACCAACAUUAAUUGGAACCAACUACUGGCCAACCUUGACGCCGACACAGCUGCUGAUACUUGGACAGGUGUUCUAACAGAAGCCAUCAACACCUUCGUUCCAAGGAAACAGCGCCAGCCUCCAAGACAUCCACCGUGGUCAACACCUCGACUGCAGAUUUUGAAGUCCAGGAAACGCGCUGCCCUCAAGAAAUACGCCAAACACCCGACAGAUCGAUGGAGAAACCAUUAUAGGUCAAGAAACCGGAAGUACAGUAUCCUGAACAAACAACUUUUUCGUCGCCACCAACACCGAAUCCAAAGCCGAUUGAAACGAGACCCCAAGAAGUUCUGGAACCACGUAAACGAGCAGCGGAAAGAGACAGGUCUACCAACUGCGAUGAUACUCGACGGUGAAGAGGCUACUUCCACCGAGAGUAUAAGCGAUCUGUUUCGUCGCCAGUUCAGCAGCGUAUUCACCAACGAAGCAGUAGGGGAAACGCAUAUUGCUAAGGCUGCUAGCAACGUUCCACUGCGACCUCCCAUUGACCUCACCCGGUGGUCACUUCCGAGUCCAUCCGUCGUGCCUGCGCCUCUCUCAAAGGUUCUACCAGCUGCGGCCCAGACGGCAUCCCCGCUCAGCAAACUGUUCGAAGUAAUCGUGCUGGAUUUCAUUAAGUUCAACUGCUGUGACUAUGUCGCCCUGGAACAGCACGGCUUCAUGGCGAAACGUUCCACCAACUCUAACUUGGUCUCCUACUCGUCCUUCAUUCUUCGAACCAUGCAGCAACGGAAGCAGAUCGAUGCCAUCUAUACGGACCUAUCAGCGGCUUUCGACAAGCUAAACCACCGCAUUGCUGUUGCGAAACUGGAACGCCUAGGCAUUCCGCAAGGAAGCCAUCUGGGCCCUCUGAUCUUCCUCCUCUACAUGAACGACGUGCAUCAUCUUUUAGGCUGUCACAAACUGUCGUAUGCGGAUGAUAUCAAACUGUUCACCGUUGUCGAGAAUGAUACCGACUGCCAGUUUCUUCAGGAGCAGCUCGACCUGUUCGCCAACUGGUGCUCCGAAAACAGGAUGAACGCGAUUCAACGCGUGGAGUUUAACUUGUGCUCAGAUCUGUUUGACUUUGACAUCUCCCGUGACACUAUCAAAAAACGAUUCCUUAAUCACCUGAAAUCCCAUCCCUAA